AUGAAUCGAUUUGUGAUUCUGAGUGUUGUGCUCCCAGUCGCUUUCGGCAUCGAAUACCAGAUGCCCGACAUCUGGAGUAUUUUUAAUCACAAGGUGAAAUGUGGCGAAACGGACAAUAUUGUAGUGGGAGCUGGGACUCCGCUGUUUCACGUGUAUCAUCCCGAAAUUGGUUUUGUCCGGGUGGUCACAAAUAAUCAUCUGCGAUUUCAGGUAAGCUUUCUCUUCCAGUUAACUGGAGACAAAUUCUUACAGUGGCUCAGCCAGCUAGCGGCAAAGGAACUGGUGAACUUCAUCCCCACUUGUCGUUACCGUCCAGGAUGA
Messenger RNA from Gongylonema pulchrum, 321 nucleotides. The record is from the annotation of a GenBank genome assembly. NCBI's taxonomy places the organism in Eukaryota, Metazoa, Nematoda, Chromadorea, Rhabditida, Gongylonematidae.